CAUUCUCUUUGCGGACAUCGAGGGCUUCACCAGCCUGGCCUCGCAGUGCACGGCCCAGGAGCUGGUCAUGACGCUCAACGAGCUCUUCGCCCGCUUUGACAAGCUGGCGGCGGGGAGUGAGGGGGCCGGGAGGGAGAACCACUGCCUGCGCAUCAAGAUCCUGGGGGACUGCUACUACUGCGUGUCGGGGCUGCCCGAGGCGCGCGGGGACCACGCGCACUGCUGCGUGGAGAUGGGCGUCGACAUGAUCGAGGCCAUCUCGCUGGUGCGUGAGGUGACGGGGGUGAACGUGAACAUGCGC
This is a messenger RNA of Acanthisitta chloris (rifleman), 301 nucleotides long. RefSeq names its product adenylate cyclase type 6-like. The annotation marks the transcript as partial. The record is from RefSeq and is a predicted model, not a curated record. Gene Ontology annotation, molecular function: adenylate cyclase activity. The transcript has 3 exons. Gene Ontology annotation, biological process: cAMP biosynthetic process; adenylate cyclase-inhibiting G protein-coupled receptor signaling pathway; adenylate cyclase-activating G protein-coupled receptor signaling pathway. Lineage: Eukaryota; Metazoa; Chordata; Aves; Passeriformes; Acanthisittidae.